UUCGGCUAAAAUCGGCCGAAAUCGUAGCUCGAUUUAAAGGCAUUUACUAAUCGUGUAUGUUUGUGUGUAUGUCGUACGUGUUAAGCGUCAGUUGAAGAAAGCAAACUAAAUAAUAAUUUAUAAAAUGUUAAAAGUAAAUUAAAACAAAAAGAAAGGUAUAUUAUAAAUGUAUGUAUGUAUAUGAAAAUGAAAAAAACUAUAAAACUCCUAAUGCACACCAACCGAUUCCCAGCACAGCUGCGCGAAAGCACACACACACACUCAAGAAAACAAAGCUAACUUGCUACUAAGCAGCCAUUGAGUUUUGCAGUUGUAAAAAGUAUGAAAUUUUUUGUUGUUACCUUUAAAGCUUUAAGCAACUAUUAAGUAGCAUUUAUUUUUAUUAUAAUUUUUUUGUAAGGCAGAGAAUUUUGCAAGUAUACGUCGUUUAGCGCAGGUGAAAUUUUAUAAUAAUUUUUGGGCUUUAAAAUUUUUAUAAAGAGGAUUUUUUUUUAAAUUUUAUUUUCUAAACUAAAUUUAUGUUUCGAAUAUACAUAUAUUGCUUUUCUCUCAUUAUUCUUAGUAAAAUAGUAUUUUUCUUUUAAUUUAAUUAAAACAUAAUAAUGUAAACAGCAAUUAGAACCGGCUAAAAUGUAACAUCUUACAAUAUAUUUUUGCGUUCAAAAAUGUAUUUCGUUUACUUUAAAAUCCGCUUUAAAAGUGCUAACCUGUAAUUUUAUAUCAACACACACAAAUUUUUUAAAAUUUUUUUUCGCAAAUUUUCUUUAAAUUUUUUUUCGCAAAUUUAAAAAAAAAAUUUUUUUAACUAUUUUUUUUUCACAAAUAUUUUUCAAAAUUUUUCAAAUUUUUUUCAGAUUGAAUAUUGUUGAUAUUGAUUUCUUUCGACGACUUGAAUAUAUUUUUUUUUCUUCAUUUUUAUUCAUAUAUUCAUAUUAAAGAAACCGUAGAAGAAGUAGAUAAAAUUUUCCGGUAAUCACCCUGUAAUUUUAUUUCAACAAACAACGCUUUUUGUGUACAAAUCUUCGGCUUUUCUUUUCUAUCGUCGACAUGAAGCAUAAAAUAUUUUAAUUUCAAAAACUCUCAUUAUUUUCGAAGAUUAUAUCAAAUUGUUUAUACAAUUUUCGUAAAACUUCCUCCGUCUCUUUAUUAACUUCAUUUCUUUAAUAUUGUAAAAAUAAUUUAAAUGCAAUCAACAUAGUUUUUAAGUGCAACUAAGAACAAAACGCUUCAAUUGUAAUUAUAAAUAAGCUCAUAAGUAUGUUAAUUAAUUGAAAUUGUCAAAUUUUUGCGAAUUUGGCAUUGUAACUAAAAACUAAACAGACGUUUUCAAAACCAAAUAAGAUUACUUCAACACUUCACAAUCAAUAAAUUUUCAGUCUACCAAAAUUUCCAAACCCGUUAAAAUCUACUUACAUAAUUGCUAAACAAACAAAAAACAAAAACAAAAGCAAAGCAAAAGACCUUUCAACUUCAACAAAAUACAUAAGAAAAUAACUAAAAACGCUAUCGAAUACCUCCACUCGAAUCCUGUCGAACUAAAGUUGUUGUACAUUAGUGUAGCUACUGACCUAUGAGUAUGAGAAGGAAAUAAAUGUUCAAAUAAGUAUUGUAUGUGUAGUUGUGCGGCCACAACAACAAACGCAUGCUCUCUAACCAAUGUUGUUGUUAAUUGUAAUUUCACGGCGAGGCGCAUUAGUUGCAGGAAAAAAUUGCAUGCAUAAAAACAAGAAACAGCAAAUUGUGGUCCAACAAUAAUAAUAACAACAGCAACAUAAUUUACAAAAUCGCACCAACUAAAUCUUUCAAAAACAAAAAAAAAAAAAAUAUAUAUAUAAAAAAAUAGGCAAACUAAAAAAUUGUAGUGUUUUAAAGUGUAUAAAAGAUAUAAAUCAGCAUAUAGCGAAAAUAAAUGAAAACUUUUAUGAAAAGUGUUGAGUAUUAAGUAAUGGUUAAAAGCAAAAACGAAAGUAACGGUUUAUAUGCAAACCAAAAUAAUUCGCGAUAAUGAAACAAUCUGCAUGUAGGACAUUCGUAUACAUUUUCUAUGUGUUGUUGUAAUUUACAAAACGCUGCGCACCAAAAAAAAAAAAAUUAAACAAAAGCAAAAAGUAAACUAAUAAAUUAAAUUGCAACACUUUGAAUACGAAGAAACGCAAGUAAUUUGUAUUUAGUAACGGCGAAAGAGUAGCAUUAACGUUUGAAAAAUGAAAAAAAAUAAGCGCGUAAGCAUUUAGGCGUAGUUACGUGUGAUUUUGGCGAAAAAAAUAAAAAACACAAAGAAUUGUAUUAAAAUUAUAGUAUAUAUGUAGCAUAUAUAAAAAUACUAGCGCACACAAAAUUGUGUAAUUUAUCUACAUGCAUAUAUACAUAUGUAUAUAGAUGCAAUAAAAUUGAGUAUGCAUACAUUUAUAAAUAUUGUACUAAAAAGUAAUAGUAAUGAAGCAGAUAUAGGCAUUUAUUACAUUGUAAGUUUAAAAGAAAACGCAAUGCAAUUUUUUUUUGUGUUUUGGUUUUUUCUGAAAAAGCUGUUACAUAAGCAGCAAAAAUGCGAUACGAUAAUUUUGUAAUUAUAAAUAUUAUAUAUGGCUGAGUUUAUUUUUUUUAUCUUGUAUUGCAAAUUCACUGUAUGUAUGUAUAUUAAUAGCAGAGUAUUGGUUUUGUUAAUUUUUGCAUAAUAUUAUAUUUUUUUUUAAAUUAUGUUUUAUAUGUAUGUAUACACGCUGCCAUAGCUCUAUGUAAUUUGUAUAUUUGAAAUAUAUUGUAUGUAAAAUUGAAGAUUAAAUAAUGUUUAACUGAGAAAUAUAUACACUAAAAUAAUAGUAAAUAAUAAUUAUAAAUUUAGUAUUGUGUUGUUGCCACAAACGUCGUAUAGAAAGUGCAGAGCAAAUGCUGAAAUAGGAAAGGAAUCGUGAAAAAAACUUUAAAUGUAUAUGUAAAAUAGCAGUAAGUUUCGCGCGUAUAUUUAUAAAUAUUAAAUGAAUAAAUAAAUCUAUAUAUACACAUAUAUACGUAUAUAUAUAUAUAUAUAUGAAUGAAAAUAAAAAUCCAAGCAAAAACAAAAGAAAAGGAGUAUGUAUCAAUCAAGUUUAUGUCGCCGGAAAUGUGUGUAUUUGAAAAAUCACUAAUAUUUGCAUCCAGAUGAAAUUAGUAGGCGUGGCGUCGUAUAAAGGUUAAAAUCUGGUCGGUCCCAUUUUGUAUAUUAUAAAAAGUCUAUAAGAAAAUAUAUUGAGAAAACAGAAAUUAUUUAUCGAAGAAAUUCGCAACAAAAACACAAUACAAAGAUGAAAAUUACAUAAAAAAAUUAUAUAGCAAGAAAUGUUAAUGCAUUUUUUUCUAAAAAAAAAAAUAUGAAAAGUAAAAAUGUGUAUAUUUAAAUAUACUAAAAUCAUUUUAAUGUAAUAAGUGUUAUGUGUUUUAUUUACCAAUAAUGCGUCAGUAUAUAGCGACGUAAAUAGUUUGUUAUUGGCGUAAGCGCUAUCGAUAACUAUUGUGGAAUUACGUUGGUAUUGACGUUAAAACGUAGCGUAUAUAGCAACACUUAUAUCAAUUAAAUUAUAUUUUCUUUUCUACGUUAUUAAAAUAAACAAUGCACUAAUUAACCAGGUGUGUUGUUUAUCGAUAUGCGAUAACGCUUUAUUAGUACGUUGUAAAUAAAUAACGCGAUAUUAUAACAUUUGUAUUACUAACACCCUGUGUGUGUUUUUAAUGUCACAUCUCUUAUGUUAGUCACUUUGCUAAAAACUAAAAGCAAAAGUUAAUUUUCUACACACAAUUGUUGUAAACAUUACUUAUUUGCAUGAUGACGGAAUUUGAAUGGCCAUGGGAAUACACAUUUCCACCAUUUUUCACCUUACAACCCCAUGAAGAAACACGUAAUCAGCAAAUUAAAGUGUGGUCCGAUCUUUUCUUGCGCUACCUCAAACAUUUAAACAAAUUCCAAGUGAACAUUAAUGAAAAUACAUUUCCACUUUUCCACAAUGACGGGAUUAAACGACGUUUAACACCUGAAACUAUAACAGUGAUAUUGGAGCAACUGCAACGUACUGGACAUGCAGCGCCAUUGGAUAAACGACGUAUAGAAUGGCAAGUCUAUAGUUAUACACUGGAAGAGUAUGCAAAUAUGGUGUACGAUUGGAUACAACAGACGGGACAAUUGAAUACGAUUUGUACAUUGUAUGAGAUUGCGUCUGGUGAGAACUCAGAGGGAACAGAAUUUCAUGGUGUCGAUGAGGCCGUGCUACUAAAUGCGUUUCGCACACUGGAAAAUAAAGGAAAGUGUGAGGUGGUGCAGUUAGACGAUAGUUUUGGCAUCAAAUUUUUUUAAUAUUAGAUUUUAAUAUUGGUAGAAAAUAUAUAUAAAUAUGUGUAUAAUGUAAGUAUUACUCAUGGCUGUUAAUUGAGGUACAGACAUACAAAUUAGAAAAUAUACGUAAAAUAUGUUAAAAUAUUUAAAUUUUGACGCUAA
Bactrocera oleae (olive fruit fly) is the source of this 4465-nucleotide messenger RNA. It is a transcript of the gene Vps25, whose product is annotated as vacuolar protein sorting 25. Gene Ontology annotation, molecular function: protein homodimerization activity; structural molecule activity. The record is from RefSeq and is a predicted model, not a curated record. NCBI's taxonomy places the organism in Eukaryota, Metazoa, Arthropoda, Insecta, Diptera, Tephritidae. Gene Ontology annotation, biological process: protein transport to vacuole involved in ubiquitin-dependent protein catabolic process via the multivesicular body sorting pathway. Gene Ontology annotation, cellular component: ESCRT II complex.